Molecule: messenger RNA, 2250 nt
Organism: Cylindrotheca closterium
Lineage: Eukaryota; Bacillariophyta; Bacillariophyceae; Bacillariales; Bacillariaceae
Source: the annotation of a GenBank genome assembly
AUGGCGGGAUAUUCAUUAAUACAAUGUAUUUUGGCAACUUUUGUUCUCUUUGCGUCAACCUCACCUAACCACCUGGGGGCAACAGGGUUUACCGCAUCUCCCACAUAUACAGUCUCCCCAAGAAGCCAUCUUGGCCCUCUGUCUUCAGUAAAUGGGAGUCCAGUGAAGGAGAAAGAACAAGUUGAAGUCAAUGGUGCUUUGCCUCCGACAUCUGUCAUUGAGGAGAGCACAACAUCAUCAUCAUCAUCAUCAUCAUCAUCAUCAUCACCAAUUCAAACGGAAACAAUCAAGGCAGAUGACGAUGAAUACGAUGCUGCAACAUUCGAUAUUGUAUCUGCUCGGGCAGCACGGUGUCUCUACGAUAGUGAAGUGAAAAGAGACUCCAGAGUCAGUGAAGAACCAACGCCGUCAACCGCCACGAAUUGGAUCAAUGACGCCUCUGCCUAUGCCUUGCAAAAGGCGUUGGACAAACUCAAAAUCAAGCUUCCAGAGGAAAGAACAAGUAUUGAUCGAGAUGAGUCAUCCUCCUGGAUGCGAUGGAUGAAAUCAGCCCCAACUCCUUUGAUCGUGGAUCUUUCCGCCUCAACUCGUGAAAUUGCCAAUCAAACUAUUUCUGACGCCAGUAUUGAUCUCAUUGAUCUAACUAGGGAAGACUUUUUGUCCAGAUUGGGCUGUCGGUUGAUUCUAUUUCCAUCUGGUUCCUCCCUGUCAACACCGUUACUGGAGCCACCAGCUUCCAUGAUUUAUGGCAAGCUUUUGUACGGAGGGAUCACACGAUGUCGCCUUUUGUCUUCUAGCAACAACAGCAAAAGACCGCCUCGUAAAGCCGGGGAGCGAACGGAUAUCAAGAUGAGUCCAAGUGACAACAUUCCAGCAUGGAUCCAGUAUGGAGGAACGGAGCGAAUGUACGAGGCAGUGGAUAUCGGACCUGCUGCUAUUUUGGAGUUCAUCAUUCUCCCAAAGUCCGUGAUCACACGGGGGCUGACACUGGCGGACAUUGCCGCACCAGGUUCUGCUGGAAACGACAUGGUGGUUCAAAACCUGGCAUGGAAGCCACAACAGAUUUUUGACAUUCUUCCAGACUCGAAUAGCACCUCCGGAGCACAAUCAGCCAUUGACUCCAUGGACUUUGUCACGGGCUAUACCCCGAUUUCGCAAUCGGGAAAAGACCGGAAUGACGCCUUUGAAUCAGAUUUCAAGACUUCCGUCGGAGGCCUUGGGAAUCAAAUUGACGCCAUUGUUCGGCGGGUAUUGGAUGGAAGGGUCAUUCGUCCGGCGGACGAGGACUCCAACAACCAGGACAGUAGCGAUGAUACAGCUACGGCACUAACGACGGCAGCAAUGGAAGCCGAAGAACUUUCCGUUUUGGGUCUCACACCGGUAAGAGGACUCCUACUUUAUGGUCCUCCAGGUACUGGAAAGACGCUUCUUGCAAGACAGAUUGCCAAAGCGCUUCGAGCAAGGGCACCCAAAAUUGUUUCUGCUCCGGAGCUACUGGAUCGCUGGGUCGGAGGCAGUGAAAAGUUGGUCCGAGGCUUGUUUGCUGAAGCCGAAGCCGAAUUGGCGGCUUGCAAUGGAGAUGCUACUCGAAGCGCCCUUCAUGUUGUUGUGAUUGACGAAAUUGAUGCUGUCUUCCGCAGACGUAGCGGAGGAGAAGAUUCUGGCGAAGCAACCAGAGCUAGUGUUGUGAAUCAGAUCUUGGCCAAGAUGGAUGGUGUCAAUGUCGUCAACAAUGUUCUCAUUAUUGGGUUGACCAAUCGACGCGAGUUAUUGGAUAGUGCUCUUUUGCGUCCAGGGCGACUGGAAGUCCAAAUUGAGGUACCGCUUCCAGACAGGGAAGGACGACGUGAGAUUCUGCAAAUUCAUUUUGGAGCACUUCGCAACAGGGGACGCUUGAGCAUGCCUCUGUGUGCUGCCAUUGAUGGAGUGGCGAAUCGAAAAUCAACAAUGGAAGGUUCAGCAGUCAAGAGUGAAAGUAGUGAUUCUGAAGAAAUUGGAGGACGAAAGCGCGACAAAUUCAUGGACGCAAUUAAAAGUGUAUGGUAUGAAGCUUCGUCGGCAGUUCGUCCAUCCUAUGACUUGGCCGCAGACUCGGCCACGGGUGGUUUUUCGGGUGCGGAUAUUGCUGGGUUGGUUCGAUGUGCAGGCUCUUUGGCUCUCUCAAGGGCGCGGCGUGAUGGGAAUGGAGUCGAAGGUCUAUUGAUCACCUUGGAGGACGUGAAGUUGGCAUUGGGUGAAGUGAAACCAUGA